Messenger RNA from Pipistrellus kuhlii (Kuhl's pipistrelle), 4399 nucleotides. It is a transcript of the gene BBS12, whose product is annotated as Bardet-Biedl syndrome 12. Gene Ontology annotation, molecular function: ATP binding. Lineage: Eukaryota; Metazoa; Chordata; Mammalia; Chiroptera; Vespertilionidae. The transcript is spliced from 3 exons. The record is from RefSeq and is a predicted model, not a curated record. Gene Ontology annotation, biological process: photoreceptor cell maintenance; chaperone-mediated protein complex assembly. Bases 253 to 2373 code for a protein of 706 amino acids.
GUGGUGGGGAGCCCGCGUUUGCUUUUCCUGCGCUUCGCCCAGGGCAGGGACUCAUUUCAGGCAUUGCCUUCUUCUGGAAACAGUGCCUGCUGCCUGCCUGACCCACUUCCCCGUGGGACGGAGCGGUCCUCCUCCUGACCCCUACCUUCUGUCUCUGAUGUCAUCAUACUACUACAUCACUGCACGGACCUUAUUUAAUGGAAACUGUACCUACCAGAAACUCCUUCAAGGCAGGGACUAUGACUUGUAGAGAUGGCUCGCAGGGUCAUAAACAAAAAAAGGCACCUGGGACUUCAGCAACUUUCAGCCUUUGCAGACACAGGAAGGACUUUCCUAGGCCCAGUGAAAUCAUCCAAGUUUAUUAUAGACGAAGAGAGUCAUGAGAGUGUGGUAGUCAGUUCAACAGUCAGGCUUCUUGAAAGUCUGGAUUUGUCCAGUGCAGUGGGGCAGCUUCUCGGCGAGGCAGUUCAAGCUCAACACAGCGCGUACAGAACGGGGGCCAGCACUCUUCUGUUUCUCGUCGGUGCCUGGAGCCGUGCCGUUGAGGAAUGUCUUCACCUGGGCGUCCCCGUGUCUGUGAUCGUGUCGGGAAUGUCAGAAGGCUUGGACUCGUGCAUUGAAGAGGUCGCUUCCCUGCACGUACCUCUCCACGAUGUAUUUGACCGUAUCGACGGCACACAGGUAUUUUCUGAACUUGAAUCGUUGAAUGCCAGUUUGUGUCCCUUUCUACAAGUUCCUUCAGAUACUGGUUCGAUACCGAAAGAGCGUGAUCUCCAAGAUGCUGCCUCUCAGGCACUGACCACUUCCAGUCUUUCUGGGAGACCUGUUAAAUCCGCUAAACCUUCUGGACCUCAGGCUACGGUGGAUGCAGAUAAAAACACGUCGCAAACCCCUCGAACUCUGAGAAACAGUCUGCUUGCGGACAGCUGCUGCAGACAGUCCGUCGUGACCCACAGUAGGCAUUGCAGUCGGGAGGCUCGCGCUGAGCGGACAAGCAAACAUGGUGCAGCUGCCCCCCAGCCUUGCAGAUGUAGUGAUCUGGGAGAGCUGGCGGUGGGCCUGAGCCACGGAGAUCACGGCAGCAUGAGGCUGGUGGAAGGAGCGGUGCGGCUGCAGCACCAGAGCACACGCGUGUGCCAGGGCAGCCGGACGGUGCCGUUCACGUUCGACAUUUCAAGAGUCUUCACGCGCUGUUUACCAGGUUUACCUGAAACCUUUUCUUGCGUGUGUUCAGGAUAUGUCACUGUUGUAUCCAUGUUCAGUGCGGCCGUGCUCGAGGACUUACAGAAUCAGCCUCUCCGGGUCGUUCUCAUUGAGGGUGACCUCACAGAGCGUUACCGCCACCUGGGGUUUAACAAGCCUGCCAAUGUUCAGACAGUGUUGGGAAGCAUGAGGAAGCUUCAUCAAGACAGCUCGGAAGAACUGUGGGCAAACAGUGUACUACAGGUAUUAAUCAAGUUCAACGUGAACCUUGUCCUGGUACAGGGAGCCGUAUCCGAACACAUAAUUGGGAAAUGCGUGCACGCUAAGCGGUUGGCGAUUGGGUCGGUGAGUGGCAGAGUGAUGCAGGCUUUCGCAGAGGCCUCGGGAGCCGUGCAGGUGUCCUACAUCACACAAGUGAGGGAAGACUCUGUGGGCAGCGGGGUCUCCAUGACCUCCUGGAGAAGCAGGCCCUUGGAUGUUGGAGAUGGGAUCAGCAGAAUGGCGAUUUUGUUGAAAACAGAAGGGAUUAAUUUGGUUACAGUAGUGCUCACUGGCCCAGUCACUGCACAGAUGCAAACCAAAGAAGAUAGGUUCUGGACUUGUGCCUAUCGUCUGCAUUAUGCUCUGAAAGAGCAAAAGGUCUUCCUUGGAGGAGGUGCAGUUGAGUUUUUGUGUCUCAGCCAUCUUCAGAUUCUCAGGGAGCAACCUCCGAAGAAAGGAGACCGAAUCCGUUCAGGGGGCCUUCAUAAUACUUCCUCGGGGCUGGCCUCACCUCUGGCACUGUACAGACCUACUGUGCUUAAAUGCUUGGCCGACGGAUGGCACAAAUACCUUUCAACGGUCGCUUGUAACACUGCCAAUCACUCCUCAGAAUUUGAAGCCAGGACUUUCAUUCAGCAUCAUCUGCAAAAUGCCAUAGACUCAGGCUCACCUUCAUCUUACAUCUUGAAUGAAUACAGUAAACUAAACCGUGGAGUCUUUAAUUCAGGCAUUUCAAAUAAACUGGAACAGAUUCCAGGAGUUUAUGACCUUGUUACACCGAAGAUCGAGGCGUGGCGCCGAGCUCUGGGUCUGGUGCUGCUGGUGCUUCAGACAGACAGUGAAAUCAUUGCUGGACCUGGGCGCACACAGAUAAAAUCACAGGAGUCAGAGGGCUUUUUGUUUUUGUAGUGUUAUUGGCUAAGUCUUUGGGAAAUAAUCUUUUUAAAAAUAUAUUGUUGAAAUUAUUACAUAUGUCCCGCUUCCCUCACCCCCCAAUAACUCCCCUCCACCUGGUUUCCGCCGCGCUCCUGGCUCUUGCCACCCUAUUGUCUGUGUCCAUAGGUAAUGCAUACAUGCUCCCUUCUAGCAUCUAUAAUUGCUCUCUUCUAGCUCCCCACACCUGCUGACUAUGGUAAUUGUCAGUCUGUUCCAUUUCCAUGCCCCUGAUUCUAUUACAUUCACCAGUUUAUUCUGUUCAUCAGAUUUUUUAUGUGUUUGAUUUUUAGAUUCAGUUGUUUAUAGAGAUGUAUUUGUUUCCACUUCGUUGUUCAUAUUUUUUAUCUUUAUCUUUUUCUUCUGGGCAGCUGCCAGCUGAGGCUUGCCUGUGCCUCGGGCCAGCCCUGGGCGGCUGGGGGGCUGAGAGGACCAGGGGACUGGAGGCAGGCGUGCAGAGUGGCCGGACUUGCCUGGAGGCAGGCCCAGCUGUGCCAUGCACCUGCCACCCUGGCGGGGCUAAGGGGAGUGGGCAUCGCCAUCUUUUGAGGGUGUGACAACCAAUUAGCAUAUUCCCUCCUUAUUGGCUAUGGGUGCUGCCAUCUUGUGAGGAAGUGACAUUCAAUUAGCAUAUUACAUAUUUAUUAGCUACGAUAUAGUAAAAUCAAUUAUUCAAGUCCAUUUGAGUUUAUUAUAACAGUUGGAUAUAUAACCACCUCUGAAGUUAUUUUUUUCUUCUAGAAUUGCUUUAAGUCAAAAUUUUUUAAUGCACUAACUGACUCUAGGAAUACAUUAGGUUAUCUUCAAAAGUUUUUUAGUGUGGGGCAUUCUAAAAAAUACCUGAUCAACACUGCUUAAAACUGUCAAGGUUAUGAAGAAAUCAAGUCUGAGAAACAGUCACAGCCAAGAGGAGCAUAGGGAGACGUGAUGACUACAAUAAAAGUGGUAGGAUCAUGGAACAGAAAAAAGACAUUAGGGAAAAACUGAAGAAAUCUGAGUAAAAUAUGUACUCUAGUGAGUUACUAUGUAUCAAUAUUGGCUUAUUAAUUAUAUUGUACCAUACUAAUAGAAGAUGCUAAUGGAAACUAGGUGCAGUAUAUGGGGAUGCUCUGAGUCAUUUUUACAACUUUUCUGUACAUCGAAGCUAUCCUAAAAUUAAAUUUUUAUUUUAAAAUUAGUAUGUUCAGUCAACUAUCACAUUAUUUAAUGUACUGAACUAAUGCACUAAAUAAUUGAACUUAGUUUACUGUUGGUGUCCAAGUGAUAAGGUGAAAAAUUACCAGGUCAUGUGUGUAGUCAUACAAUAGACUAAUGAUGGAAGAUAGCCUUCAGUAAAGAGAGCAGUCCAUUAUUAAGAGCUGAGGACGUACAGAAUACUAUAACAAGCAUGAUCCCUGCCCCAGGAGCAACCCACAGGAAUACUUGCCAACAGCGCAACGCCAACUCCAGCUUCUAACAAAAUGUCCUUCUCCAUGUGCAAAGCUGUUCCUGUUAUACUGCAAUAGUAGUGAAGUCUAUUUCAGACUAUUCUGAGGUUGCAUUUUCUGAAUUUUUUCCCUUUUCUAUUUUGUUUGCCACUUCUCUUGGCAGUUGCAUUUUUUAAUUUUUCCAGUGUAUUUAACUGGUGACGUGAAGAAGACGCUUUGUACACUGUCUGCUGUGAGUGAAAGGCAAAUUGGGAAUUGCUCAGUCUGUUGGCAACAUUGAGACUGGUUUAAUGUCUAAAAAAAGGAGACCUGUUUCCUGUGCUAACCUCAGAGCAGGAGGUGGAAAAGGCUACUUCCCAGAAGGUUUCCACUCUGGACUAACAUCAAAUUGAGAGAAAUGAGGCAAAUGUAAUAUAUCUCCCCCCUCAUCACUCCAAUUAAAUAUCCAUUACAAUAGUUUUUAUUAAUGUAUUUAAAAUGUUUUAAAUUAGCACUGGUUAGUUUGGUUCAGUGGAUAGAGCAUUAGCCUGUGGACUGAUGGUUUCUGGGUUCAAUUCUGGUCAAGGGCACAUGCU